Messenger RNA from Leishmania mexicana MHOM/GT/2001/U1103, 678 nucleotides. RefSeq lists its product as hypothetical. Bases 1 to 678 code for a protein of 225 amino acids. Lineage: Eukaryota; Euglenozoa; Kinetoplastea; Trypanosomatida; Trypanosomatidae. Gene Ontology annotation, biological process: RNA processing. The record is from RefSeq and is a predicted model, not a curated record. Gene Ontology annotation, molecular function: ribonuclease III activity. The transcript has a single exon.
AUGCGUCGCUGCUGCAAGCUUCAGGCGCUCCCAGGAGUGCUGAGUAUUUUGUCAGACUUGGCGCAGCCUCGCACCUCAACGUCCUAUCAAGAGCUUCUGCGCAGCUCACAUCUCCCCGCUCAGCCGCUGCCUUUCCUUCCACCACCUCGAUGGGCGGCGGAGCUGUCGCGGGUGCUUCACAGAACCUUCCCCGACGUGGUACAGCAUCACCACACUCGUUUUUUGCAAGUGUUUGUGCACCCAAGUUUCACCACUGCCGCCGGCGUGUCUGGCACGAUGCAACCGCUUGUCGCCGUUGGCGAGUCGCUCUUGGAGCGUAUCGGCGGCCUGUGGAUACUGGCAACAUUCGAGAGCACUAGAUAUGAGGAGUACGCCUCCUUGCUUGCCUUGCUAACCAGCGACACAGCGCUGUGCCGAGUCCUGCGUGAUCACUGGCGCUUGGAGCACAUGGUGCUCACAGAUGCCUCGGCUGACCUGUUUUCACGCCAGCGUCUCAGCUCCACUAAAGGACUCAUGAGUUGGCUUUCUUCGCAAGGGAACGUGAGUGGUGCACAGUCGCUUCCCGAACCAUAUGGCGCAGGUUGUGUCAAAGCGAUGGUUGCCGCAGUGCUUUUAGAGCACGGCAACGACGCAGCGGAGCACUUUGUGAAGUCCGAGGUGCUUCCCUACGUCUUGUAG